AUGAAUAGGUUAUUCAGAAAGCUGAGGAGUCUCGACGCGUACCCAAAAGUGAAUGAGGAUUUCUACAGCCGAACCCUAACUGGUGGCCUCGUCACCAUCGUCUCUUCCCUCUUCAUCGCUUUGCUUUUUGUCUCUGAGCUCAGGUUGUAUCUCAACACAGUUACGGAUACAAAGCUCGUCGUAGAUACAUCGCGAGGAGGCAAAUUACAAAUCAAUUUUGAUAUAAGCUUUCCGGCGACUCCAUGUACGUUGCUCAGCGUUGAUGCCGAAGAUGUUAGUGGAGAGGAGCAUCGGGACGUAAGGCAUAAUAUAUUCAAGACAAGGAUUGAUUCCUACGGGAAUGCGAUUGAAGUGAGACAAGACGGUAUUGGCGCGCCCAAGAUCGGGAGGCCAUUGCAGAGACACGGUGGUCGGCUUGAGCACAACGAGACAUACUGUGGUUCGUGUUAUGGAGCAGAACAGUCUGACGAUGACUGUUGCAAUUCAUGCCAUGAUGUCCGCGAAGCGUAUCGAACCAAAGGUUGGUGGCUGGCAAAUCCAAAUAUGAUCGAUCAGUGCGUAAGAGAAGGUUUCGUGCAAAAACUGAAGGAAGAAGUCGGCGAAGGAUGCAACAUACAUGGAACUCUCGAGGUUAACAAAGUGGCCGGAAACUUCCAUUUCGUGCCCGGUAAAAGCUUGCGCCAACCAAGUACCAUCGAGCUCAAUUUGCCGGCUCUUCCAGCUGAUAGUUAUAAUAUAAGCCAUAGGAUCAACAAGUUAUCAUUCGGCGACUUCAUUCCGGGAGUCGUAAAUCCCUUGGAUGGGGCACAAUGGGAGCAACCAACACCUAGUGGAGUUUAUCAAUACUUCACCAAGGUGGUUCCAACUGUGUACACCAACAUCAUAGGCCAUACUAUCCACUCAAAUCAGUUCUCUGUGACUGAGCACUACAUGAGUUCUGAAGACCGUCUCGAGUCACCUCCGGGAGUUUUCUUCUAUUACGAUCUUUCCCCUAUACAGGUGACUUUCACAGAGACACGGACGCCGUUCCUUCACUUCGUCACGCAUAUCUGCGCCAUAGUCGGAGGUGUAUUCACGGUUGCCGGGAUUGUAAAUUCCUUCCUUUACCACGGGCAGAAGGUGUUACGGAAGAAAAAGGAAAUAAUUGGAAAACUCAGAUGA
Andrographis paniculata is the source of this 1161-nucleotide messenger RNA. RefSeq lists its product as uncharacterized. Gene Ontology annotation, cellular component: endoplasmic reticulum; COPII-coated ER to Golgi transport vesicle. The coding region runs from base 1 to 1161 and encodes 386 amino acids. NCBI's taxonomy places the organism in Eukaryota, Viridiplantae, Streptophyta, Magnoliopsida, Lamiales, Acanthaceae. The record is from RefSeq and is a predicted model, not a curated record. The transcript has 13 exons.